AUGGUUUCCCGCUCCAGCGAAGCCAGUGAGGGGCAGCGGCCCCUCACCCCCUCCAGGACGCCCGGCACACCCAUGAAACCGCGAUUGGCCCGAGUCAACACCAGUCCAACGAAGCGAGACGAGAAACCGAAGGAAGACAACAAAGUGCUGAAGUCGUCGGCGAAGGAUGUCGCAGAGCUCAAGGAUUACCAACUGGGUGAUUGCCUGGGGAAGGGCGCCUUCGGAUCGGUUUAUCGAGCGUUGAACUGGAAUACCGGGGAGACUGUUGCCGUGAAGCAAAUCAAGUUGACGGAUCUUCCAAAGACCGAAUUGCGUGUCAUCAUGCACCCAAACAUUGUUAAGUACCAUGGAUUUGUUAAGUCCGCAGAAACCUUAAACAUUAUCCUGGAAUACUGUGAGAAUGGCUCGCUGCAUUCCAUCGCAAAGAACUUUGGUCGGUUCCCCGAGAACCUUGUCGGUUUGUACAUGUCCCAGGUCCUGCAUGGACUGUUGUAUCUUCAUGAGCAAGGUGUCAUUCAUCGGGAUAUUAAGGGUGCCAACAUCUUGACCACGAAGGAAGGACUUGUCAAACUAGCUGAUUUCGGUGUGGCCAGCCGGACCACGGGGCUGAGCGAGUCAAGCGUGGUCGGAACUCCGUACUGGAUGGCCCCGGAGGUCAUUGAGCUGUCGGGAGCAACAACCGCGUCGGAUAUUUGGAGCUUGGGAUGCACGGUCAUCGAAUUGCUCGAAGGCAAGCCGCCUUACCACAACCUUCAACCAAUGCCCGCUCUGUUCCGCAUUGUCAAUGAUGAUCACCCUCCUCUCCCCCAGGGUGCUUCGCCGGCCGUGAAAGAUUUCCUGAUGCAAUGCUUCCAGAAGGAUCCCAAUCUUCGGGUAUCCGCAAGGAAGCUUCUUAAGCACCCUUGGAUCGUCAAUGCGCGCCGAACUGAUUCGGUCGUUCCUAAAAAAUCAACAGAGUAUGAAGAAGCCGUUAAGAGCGUGCAAGAAUGGAACGAAGCGUUGCGGUCUCCCGGUGCUGGUACCUCGAGAAAGUCUAGCAAGUUUGAUCCCAAUGCGGGGCCAUUGCCUGCUGCUCGUAGCAGUUCUCUCGUGGAUACACUGCCUUCUCCAACGUCCGCCAAAACUGCUGAUCGAUUCCGGUCUCCAUCCUCAAAUGAGGAUGAUAAUUGGGACGACGACUUUGUCACCGCGAUAUCCCCCAGUGCACUACAACUACCUCACUUGAGGCCCCACGACAACUUCGGUGGGAAGCUUUCCUCCGAGAAGCUCAAGGCGUUUGCGUCUCUCGACGGGACUAUGCUUAGAACAGAUGACAGCUUCGAUGAGUUUGACGAUAACUCACGCGAGUCAAUCCAGGCUGAGAAUGAUCCUCUGCAGACAAUCCGACCCUAUCCAGCUAAGGCACCAUCGGCUGAACCCUCCAAGUCUCGCAGCUCUGGAAGACGCCAACCGAGCAAGGUGCAGCAGGCGUCAGCCUUGCAAAAUGUUCCCAUUUUGACUCAAACCCCCGCACCUCCGGUGAGACGAGCUCGUCCAGCGGCUCUUUACAAGGAGAAUUCCGUGGAAGAUUACACGGACCUUAUUAUGGCCAACGAGGAUGUCCUUGAUCGGAAGCUGGGGGUAUUCCAGGAGUUCGACGACGACCCUGCCUCUCCAACUCACGAAAAAGACUGGCUUUUUGAUGAUGAGUUAGCAGGCCAUCAUCCACAGCUGCGAAAGCAGCUCUCCGUGAAACGUGAUCGCUCCACUAUCGAGAUCCAGAGAUUCGCCGAAAAUGAGAGCGAUGAAGACUUCUCCGACAUCCUCGGGGCCGAUCAGGUGGCUCUGGAUAAGCCGGAGAGCGACGAUGGUUCGGAUAAGAGCACACUGAUGCUAAACUCCAAGCUGUCAAACAACUCAUGGCUCGGCGAUCAGGACGAUGACGACGAUCCGUUCGCGCAAUUGGAGGAAGGCUUCGAUGAAAUGGAUCUUGAAGCCAACAUUGCUCGUGACAAGUAUGCCCGUCUCCGGAACCAAGUUGAAGGGCUGGUGGGUUCUCUCAAGACAUCCCAAGAUGAGGAUGUUCUUGCAGAGAUCUCCGAACAGCUUCUCACGAUAUUCUGUGAUCUGCCGGAGACAAAGAAUAUUAUCAUCAGCGCUCACGGCAUGCUGCCUAUUCUGGAGAUUCUCGAUACCUCGCGCCGCCGUGACAUCGUCUUUUGUCUUCUUCGAGUGGUGAAUGCCAUCAUCUAUAACGACUACGAGGUUCAGGAGAACCUCUGCUUCGUUGGUGGCAUUCCCAUUGUCAAUGAGUUCGCAUCGAAGAAGUACCCUCGUGAGAUUCGUUUGGAGGCUGCCGCUUUUGUGCAGCAGAUGUACCAGACGUCGACUCUCACGCUUCAGAUGUUUGUCAGUGCUGGUGGUCUCAAUGUGCUGGUCGAGUUCCUGGAGGAUGACUAUGAAGAUGAGCGGGACCUGGUAUUGAUCGGAGUGAACGGUAUCUGGAGCGUGUUUGAACUACAAGGUUCUACACCCAAGAACGACUUUUGUAGGAUCCUGUCUCGCAACUCUGUGCUGGAUCCUCUGUCUCUCGUCUUGAGUAGAGUCUUGGAUGAGGAAGGAGAACUGGCGGAGGUCAUCGAAGGUCGCAUUGCGAACAUUUUCUUCAUUUUCUCGCAGGCCGAGAAUCAUGUGAAGGAGAUGGUGGCAGAGCGAACUGUCUUGCAUCGGGUCCUGAAAGAACUUCGACGAAUGUCGCCCGUCCACCAGGUGACGAUGUUGAAGUUCAUCAAAAACCUGUCUAUGCUGUCGACUACUCUGGACUCGCUUCAAAACUCCAAUGCUAUUGAUGUGCUCACCGAACUCCUCCAGUCCACCAUGAAACGCAGCCACUUCCGCGAAGUCUCGAACCAAAUCCUCAACACAAUUUACAACAUGUGUCGUCUUAACAAGACCAGGCAAGAGGAUGCCGCGCUGAACGGUAUUGUUCCUUUGCUCCAGAAGAUCGUCAAAACCGAACGGCCCUUGAAAGAGUUUGCCCUGCCCAUUCUCUGCGACAUGGCUCAGUCUGGUAAGGUCGGUCGCCGGGAGUUGUGGCGCAACAAGGGUCUCGCAUUCUACAUCUCUCUUCUUGCAGAUCCAUACUGGCAGGUUACUGCAUUGGAUGCCAUUUUCACAUGGCUCCAAGAAGAAACCGCCAAGGUCGAAGAGCAUCUUUUGGAGAACCGACAUGACAAGAUGUCGUUCACUGAUGCUAUCGUGCGAUGCCUGACACUCUCCAAAGCAAAUGCAUUUGAGAACCUUCUCGAACCCCUGCAGAAGCUUCUGCGAUUGAGUCCCCCCGUGGCAUCAACUCUGGCUCGCGCCGACCUGUUCACCAGGCUGGGGCAGAAGCUCCACCACAACAAAGCCGCUAUCCGACUCAACCUUCUUCGUAUCAUCUCCAGCAUCUGUGAUUCCAGCGAGCAGCAGGGCGGCCUGCUUGCCACGUAUGGUCUGCUAGAUGCAAUCAGGGAACUUGAAAACGAUCCUGCUAUCCUGGUUCGAGACAUGGCCGGGAAGCUGGUUCAAUCCAGCGAGCGGAGCAACAACUCCCUUGGUCUCAUGCGCAGACCUACUAGCCGCCGUAAGAGUACAUCCACCUCGAGUCCUAAUCCGUUUGCCAACUCUACUCCUUCUACUCCUUCGGCAAACCGCACCAGUCAAUCCCGUGCAUUCCUCGAGGGCCGUGAGACACCCCGGCAUCCCCGAAAUGCCCUCAGUCAGUCUUCUCUGGCGCUCCGGCCCGGCAGCCGUGAUGGCAGUACCUCAUCCUUGGGGUCUGCCCUAAAUGGCGGCGCUCCGGCUGCGCGCCCUCGAAUGCCUCGGGGCAUGUCCAAUCGCCUCUCACAAGUUGAGAUGCUACAAGAUGAAGAUAAAGCCCCGAGUUCUCUCAAUCGACGAUCCUCGAUCAUCCCCAGGCGUCGACGCCCUACUAUUGCUGACUCUGAGUGGACGUGA
Molecule: messenger RNA, 3978 nt
Organism: Penicillium cataractarum
Lineage: Eukaryota; Fungi; Ascomycota; Eurotiomycetes; Eurotiales; Aspergillaceae
Product: serine/threonine-protein kinase
Exons: 9
Coding region: 1-3978 (1325 amino acids)
Biological process (GO): protein phosphorylation
Cellular component (GO): cytoplasm
Molecular function (GO): ATP binding; protein serine/threonine kinase activity
Source: RefSeq, a predicted model, not a curated record